UCUUCCCGAGACCUCCCCAAAGAACGUCUUCGAUCUUACAGUGCAUAUGUUUUAUUUUAUGAGAAGAAGGAGACCAGAGCUGUUGAUGUAACUGCGGCAGAAAAUGCAACUUGUCCACCAAUCAAUUUGCUUCUUGCUGUGGAAGAUGAGAACAUGCUAUUCCUCAAGGAACGCGAUUUGUUUUCCCCAUCUUAUGGCUACGCGCUUGCGAAGGCUGUAACAAAUUUCGUUUCCGAUAUGGAAUCUGAAGAAGAUCUCAAAAGUGAGGAGCACGUGAAAAUGGCUGUACUAGUGUUCAAGAUGUUCUUCGAUUACUGCCGGAACGCCUUGUGGCGGCUUUCAUACGAGUCGCGAGAGGUUCGUGUUUUUGAAAUGUCUGUGAAUGCAAUUCGUGGUCUCAUUCGUCUGUCAGCGGAUGUUCGGCAAGAAUUCUUCAAACUCAUUGCAGAGUCUAACUAUCAGCUGUUCUACACGAUGCUUUCGAGUCCUGAUGACGUUUGUAGUGCUUGGUGGCGUUUAGUAGGCGACGCUUUGUGCAGCUGGUUGGAAGAUUUUGAUGAGGAGCGGCUUCCAAAUUCUUCAGUGACACUACCUCAGGAUAUUGUCAAUCGAAUUGUCACACAGAUCAAGUAA
Cooperia oncophora is the source of this 633-nucleotide messenger RNA. The record is from the annotation of a GenBank genome assembly. NCBI's taxonomy places the organism in Eukaryota, Metazoa, Nematoda, Chromadorea, Rhabditida, Trichostrongylidae.